GCGCUGUGGGCGUUGGCGGCGGUUCGGUGCGGCGGUGGGUGGGGGGCUUCGAGUUUGAAGAGCCGGCCCCCGUUGUGCCGCUGGGGCGGCCGUGGGUGUGUCUCGUCGGAGGGUUCCCGUGGCCCUGCUCACCGAACGGCACCGGGGGAUGGAGUCUCCAAAUGGCCAUCUCGUGCAGCCGCCCCCUUGCUGUGGCCUGCGGUGUGCUCCUCCGGGCCAUGGGCAGCUGCAGCUGAGGGCUGGAGAUCUCUGCCAUAUCCUAGAUAAUUAACGAUAGUUAUCGCUCAAACGAUGAUGAAGGCAAUAAUGAGCCCCGAGCUAAACUUCGCUUUAAGCUUCCUCGUGCGGCGAGUCUCACUUAGCAGGUGAAAAUCCCCGAGCAGAGCUCACCUGAACCUUUACCAGCACAUAGAGCAAUGGGGUUUGGGGCAGGUGCCAUUUAGGACAAGCUUUGCUGCCAGAGCAAACCACCAUUGAUUCUAGCAGGAAUAGUGCUGGGCACUGGCCCAGGGGCAGGGAGGUUUACAGCCAGCUAAUCCGGGCAGCCAGAAGCUUAUUUUUAGUUCAGAAUUAGCAGAGGUUCAGCGUGAGCGACGUCAGGAGUGGAGAACUGUUCACAGUGCCUCUUCCAGGGAACUGCUUCCAAUGAUAUGGGGAAAAAACAAGUGCGCCCUCCACGUGCCCUCCCCCCAGUGCCAAGUGGAAACCAGGAUGACAUUCCACUCAGUCGUCCCAAAAAAAGAAAGCCCAAAGGAAAGACUCCAUUAGAUGACAUUGUCCAAGCAACUGUUCGUCGGCAGUCUGAAAGCAGCGAGCCCCUGACUCCUGAGCCUCAGGAUGUCCCUCAGCGGAAACGCAAGAAGAAGAAAGUACCUUCUGAUUCUGAGACCUCCUUCACCCAGCAGAACAGUGCAUCCUUAUUUCAGAAUGGAAAUGGCGUGGAUGUUCCUGAAGCUGAAGAAACAGUGGUCCGCAAACAGAGAAAAAAAACCAAGAAGGCUCGGCCAGCAGAAACACACAGUUCCAAUGAGCUGGAGGUAGAGGAGGAUGACAUUAUUGAAGAUGAACACAGAAGGAGCCCAGAUCAGCAGCCCGUGUUUGCUGCUCCCACUGGAAUUAGCCAGCCCGUCAGCAAGGUGUUUGUUGAAAAAAAUCGGCGUUUUCAAGCAGCUGACCGUGCAGAAUUGAUUAAAACCACUGAAAAUAUCAACGUGCUUUUGGAUGUGAAGUCUUCUUGGACCACCAGAGAUGUUGCCCUCUCAGUACAUCGAAGUUUCAGGGUGAUUGGACUGUUUGCCCAUGGCUUUCUUGCUGGCUAUGCUGUAUGGAACAUCGUUGUCAUCUACAUUUUGGCAGGAAAUCAGCUUACCACGGUUUCUAACCUGCUCCAGCAGUAUAAGAUGUUGGCCUACCCGGCUCAAAGUUUGUUCUAUUUGUUGCUGUCUAUCAGUACAGUCUCAGCCUUUGAUAGGAUUGAUUUGGCAAAAGCAUCAGUUGCACUGAGGGGUUUUCUUACCCUAGACCCAGCAGCACUGGCUUCAUUCUUGUACUUCACUGCUCUUAUCUUAUCCUUAAGUCAGCAGAUGACAUGUGACAGAAUUAACCUCUACACACCGCCUUCAGAAAAUGGCAGCAUCUGGACUGCAGGUAUGGAGGAAGAAAUUAUUCAGCCAUGGAUUGUGGUGAAUCUGGUAGUAUCUAUUCUGGUUGGGGCAAGUUGGAUCUUCUUGUCUUACCGACCAGAGCUGGACCACAGUGAAGAACUGAUGUUUCAUACUGAAAUUGAGGAAUUUCCCCAGGGAGUUAUCAUACCCAGGGUCCAGCCAUAGUGCGGAACAUGCACCUCGUAGCUGUAACUGAUGGCUCAACACUUUCUGUAUUUUAACCAUGUAUUAUAACUUUCAUAAAGGAAAAAAAAAAAAAAAGUAUUUUUAUAUUGUAUAUAUUUCAUGGGUCUUUUAUGUAUGCCAAUUUUUAAAUAUUCAAAUGUCUGAAAUCUUUUAUAUAUCUCCUUUUUGUUUUGUAAAGGAGAUUAUCUUUAGUACAUAAAGUCAAUGUUCACUUUUGUAAACAUUGCUACCUACACAGCCAGAGGAAAUGGGUGAGUGCUGAAGAUCUGCUAUUCAGUGCUUUUUUGACAGCAGUGCGAUAUUGUCAUCAUCAAUCUAUGUUUUGUUACUGAUACUGAUAGCAGUUGAGGUAUAUCCUUUUUCUAAGAUAUUCCAUAGAGAUGAAAACAAAUCAUAGGAAGAAAGCAGUUUAAGUAAGUAAAUGCAGACGUCUUGCAGUCUCCUUAGCAGACAUAGGCAAGAGCUAGUCUGAAAUCCAUUUCUCAUGCAGGUAUCACACAGGACUAGUUUUACGUUUUAUUUAGUAUGUACUGAGUUUUGCAUUAUUUUAUUUAAUAUAUCUGAAGGUGGUUUUAACAGGAGUGCAGUGUCAAAGAUCCCUGGAGGUUAAUGUGUUAUAAAAGUGAUGGAGAGUUUAGCCAGAUGGAAGAGUGAAAGGGAGAUGUUAAAGAGGUAGUAAGUUUCUGUACUGCUGCCUAAGUUGGUUUAAAACAAGAAUGGGAACAUGAAUAACUAGGGCAGCUUCUGCCUUGUCAAGGGUUCUAGUGUGCUUAUUUAACAAAUUUCAGUAAUUCUAGAAAGUAAGUAAUUACAUAAUUCUAGAGAGGGGGAAAAGAAGUUAUUCUGGACUUGAAAGAUUUUCCAUAGCUGCUGGUUCUACUUUAGGGCAUCCACUUGGUUGUGGGAAGGAACUCUUUAACUUUUUAGUCGGUUGUUAUGAUGUGUAUGUGUUCUUGUAAAACUGUGGAGCUCAAUUACAGCUGGUGCUGCAUUGUACAUUAUAACAAAGAGAUUCAGGAUGCUACUCUCCAUCAGUGUUACAUCAGAGGUCCUUGUGAUUUGCUGUAGGAGAUGGGAGCUCAGGCCACGACGUAGUGUUCCCACAUAGGUUUCCACACAGGAAUUUCCUUGCAAAGCAGGAAAUGCACAUCACAGUUUCUUUGAGUGUCGUGUGUUUGGUUUACAGAAUUGCUGAGCUCCUGAAUAUGAGAUUAUUAAUGGAUUGUAUUUGCCAUUUCAUGCUUCUGUCAUCUUGGCAUGUGAUAAAAAGUAUAACUUCUCUCAUAAGGUACAGAGGUUAAACACAACCGUGCAAAGGCAUUCAGUCAAUAUAAACAUGAAGGACAUCACUGCUUGAUUUCAUUUCUGAAAUUAUUCCUAGGAACUGGCCUUCUAAGUAUCCCACAAAUGAAGCAGUGCCAGCCAGGAACCAGAUUUGCUCUCAUUGUGAAAAUAGUUGGCUUACAUGGUUGAGCAGUGAUGAAGUUUUUGGACUUAAUGGAAUCAGUAGUUCAAGCCAUACUUGCCUUCCUAGUUUGUACCUUUUUUUUGAGCACCAGAAUAUAUAAACCUAAAUGAAUGAAAGAGGUUUGAGGAUUGCCAUUCAAAAUCACAGAUAAACAAUUUCAUGGCUUAUUACCUCUUUUACAAGGUAGUUUUCAUUCCAUUAAGCAUCACAAUGGAAUUUAACUGCUUUUUGUAUGUGUGUGUGUGUGUAAUUUUAGAACAUCUUAAAGUUUACAGAAUAGAUGUUUAAUUGCAGAACAUGUGGCAUAUGUAGAAGCCUUAAUUGAAAUGUCUUUGUGCAUUUACAAUGGUUUUUGAUACAGUAUUUUGUGUCCAAGAAAAAUUUGCAGAGAAGUUAGUGCCAAUUUUUAAGUAUCUGAAACAGGUGAGGAAGUGGUCUGAAUGAAUAUUAGCUUGUACUACUUUGAACUGUUUCCGAUUGUUUAGUUUGUUUAAAAUAAAACAGUCUAACUUGUU
Messenger RNA from Coturnix japonica (Japanese quail), 3833 nucleotides. It is a transcript of the gene TMEM237, whose product is annotated as transmembrane protein 237. The record is from RefSeq and is a predicted model, not a curated record. Gene Ontology annotation, cellular component: ciliary transition zone. Gene Ontology annotation, biological process: cilium assembly. NCBI's taxonomy places the organism in Eukaryota, Metazoa, Chordata, Aves, Galliformes, Phasianidae.